AUGGAUUUCAGUAAUUACAAGAAUUACCCAAUUGAGCAGAUCAACUCGGAGACCGUUGGGUCUAACAUCGAGAUAUUUCAAAAGAUCCUCAAGAAUGCCUCCAACCCCUUUGCUGGGAAGCUCUCAUCAGAGUUGUUCGUUGAACACGAAACCCAGAUCGCCUUACAGAAAAGAGUACCUUGGCACCAAUUUUACAUUUUGGACCCGGCAAAUGGUGAGGUCGUCAGUGCUUUCAGAAUAAUCUACCACAGGGGUAACAACGGGUAUACCAACUUGUUGGUGAGUUUCGUCCAUACCAAAGCAGAGUAUAGGAAGAGAGGGUUCAUUGACUAUUUGAUCAGCGAAUGUAUCAAAAAGUACGAAACUGUGGGAUCAUAUGAGUUUUCAGUGCCAGGUUCAAACAACAAAGAUACGGAUGACUUUAUCAAGAAACAUAUAAAGCCUUCAGAGAAGUAUUUUUGGACUUUAUAUUCAGCCGUUCAAACCUUUUAUGCGCGAUUUGGGUUUGUACCCUUUAGAGACAUGAACUGGCUCACAUACAAAGCAGAGGAGGUAUCAACGUAUACCAUUGAUGAUGUCAAGACUGGUUUCCGCGACACUACCGUCGAGCUAAUUGCUUUUGAUGAAGACGUGGUUAAAUUCUUUGCAGACCCCGAUUAUGCGUCAUAUGUCAACGACUCACUCAACGACGAAAAUGUUAGGUCUAUGAGUCUAGAUAACCCAACAUUUUACACUUGUCACAACAGAGAUUUGUGUGUGGCCGAGUUGCAUCACAAAGAGCUGAAGAACACAGGACUUAGACUGAAGCACAGUAACGGCAAGGAGUCCUUUGUGAUUGUCUCUGGCGACCUCCACCACGAGGAGCUUGUAAUCCACAAGCUUUUCACUAACUUGGAUGUUGCCACAGAAUCAGAGCUUUUGGAUGAUGAUCUUGACAGAAUCCAGAAGUUUCUGCAUGUAAUCUUUGACGAGUACCCUUUUAGAGAGCUGGGGUUUGUGAAGGGUUACACCUUUGCGGUCACAACGGCAGACUUACAUGCGAAAGAUCCCGAUACUCAGAGCUAUAUCAUUGAGAAGCUACAGGGUAACGACUGGAGCUUGGACACUUCCAAUACCAAGUUUUUGGCAAUGAUGAAAGAUUACGCCAAAGAUGGUGUUGCAGAGGGAACCGUAUGGCUAAACAACGGUUUCUGGUGCUUUGGGUGA
Messenger RNA from Kuraishia capsulata CBS 1993, 1206 nucleotides. RefSeq lists its product as uncharacterized. Bases 1 to 1206 code for a protein of 401 amino acids. Lineage: Eukaryota; Fungi; Ascomycota; Pichiomycetes; Pichiales; Pichiaceae. The transcript has a single exon. The record is from RefSeq and is a predicted model, not a curated record.